AUGAUGAAUAUCCUCGAUAAAGUGGCCCUCGCCCACGUGGUGAUGGUCGCUGUGGGCUCCUACAUCCCCUCGCUAUACCUCUUCUUCAGCUCCCUCUGCACAGUACGGAGUCAAAAGGACCCUGUGAGAACAGCGUUCACAUAUGCCAAAUAUGCUCUCUUAAUAUUCUCUGCACAUGCCUUCUUCGACAUUGGCAACUACAUCACGUUUCUUAUCUUCAGCCUUACGUACAGCUACAUAGACCCUGAAGAUGAGGACUUUGACUGGGGAAGAUAUGCCAGUAUGAUGGAGGCUCUUGGGAUCUGUACCCCCGUCUUCCGAAUGGUUGCCAAGCUGAGCGAUGUGGUUACCGAUAUUCUUAUCGCAAUCAUUCUUCUUCGUCUGAGUACCGCAAUCCUCACACUCUACUCCGGCAGUGCUGCGGGCAAGAAGCUUCGGCAUGUCUCUUACGCCGCUGCGUUUGCAAUGAGCGCUCUGGCUCUGGCUUUCUUUGGUCUUCUGAUUCGCUCCAUAUUCGAUAUUAGGUACGGCGACAUUGAUAUCGGAGCCGAUUGCUAUGAGAAGGGCCUUAAGGUUGAACUUGCUACCAGGGUCUUGAUCUUUGUGAUAUCCCUUGCCGUUUUCGUCAAGGCUGUCAUGGUCAAGAAGCAGGCAAAGGCUGACAAGAAUCUUACUUGGGCUUCUACUAUGCUCGUCGUCGCUUCCGUUGUCUGGAUCCUGCACACAAGUUUCGCCAUGGCGUCUAUGGCUGCUUGGGAAAACUUUGGCAACUACUGGUCCGCGCCCCGUGUCGAGUACAAGCUCUACUUCCAUAUACUUGAAGUCGUUUUCGGGAUCUGGCCGCAGUUUGUAACCCUGGUCUUGGUCUAUAUUAUGGGUCGCGCCAAAGCCAACGGGAUCUGGUCUAAACAACAGAACUCUUCGAAGCAGGAUGAGGAGGGCAAGUAG
Fusarium pseudograminearum CS3096 is the source of this 948-nucleotide messenger RNA. RefSeq lists its product as uncharacterized. The transcript has 3 exons. NCBI's taxonomy places the organism in Eukaryota, Fungi, Ascomycota, Sordariomycetes, Hypocreales, Nectriaceae. The record is from RefSeq and is a predicted model, not a curated record. Bases 1 to 948 code for a protein of 315 amino acids.